Molecule: messenger RNA, 1235 nt
Organism: Cryptomeria japonica (Japanese cedar)
Lineage: Eukaryota; Viridiplantae; Streptophyta; Pinopsida; Cupressales; Cupressaceae
Product: disease resistance protein RUN1-like
Exons: 2
Coding region: 150-1235 (361 amino acids)
Biological process (GO): defense response; signal transduction
Molecular function (GO): ADP binding
Source: RefSeq, a predicted model, not a curated record
ACCCCAUACGUGGAUGGUAUAAGAGAAAAUGGGAAUAUGAACAUAAAUAAUUUGCACAGCAUAUCAAACAGAGUGCAAACUAAACGGAAUCCAGUCUAUCCUUGAGCAGUUUAUCUGUUCUCAUCUUUGAGAAAAGUUGCAGACGCAACAUGUCCCUCUCUAAGUGGUCUUCAGCCGACUCCUGUACUAACAAAAAAUAUUAUCAUGAUGUUUUCUUGAGCUUUCGCGGCGAGGACACUAGAGGUUUUGCUGUUCAAUUACAUUCUGCUCUUGUUAAAGUGGGCAUUGCUACCUUCUUAGACAGUAAAAGCUUGGAGAAGGGUGAAUAUAUCUCCCCUUCUUUGAAGCGAGGCAUUUCGUCAAGUAGAAUCGGUAUUCCUAUUUUCUCCAAAAGAUUCGCAGAUUCGAAAUGGUGCCUGAAGGAAGUAGGGUUUAUGGAAGAGUGUGGGAAAAGAAUCAUACCUCUGUUUCACAACGUUUCUCCUUCGGACGUUCGUAACCCGGAUGGAGGCAUAUAUGCAAAAGACUUCGAGGAACAUGAAAGUCUGAAAACCUUCAAGCCUGAAGAAAUCACUAAAUUGAAAAGCGCAUUACAGCGUAUUGGCCGUAUACCUGGCUGGUCACUCGAUCAAAUUUCCGGGGAGGAAAUUUUGAUUAAAGAAGUUCUGGAGAAAAUUGUGAACAUCUUACUUUCAGAGAAGGGCUGUCCGGACAUUCCAACAUGCUUUGGUUUAGACUGGCAAGUGAAGCACCUCUUGAGAUUACUAAACAGAGCAGAUCGUCAGAAGGAGGUUGUGAAAGUGGGUAUACAUGGGAUGGGCGGGAUGGGCAAAACAACCCUCGCCAAGGUUGUUUACAAUCGACUCCUGUACUCUCGGUUUGGAUUGCAUUAUUUUGUACUGCGUGUUGGUGAAAGAUGUGACGAAAAAAAUGGGCUUGUAAAGAUGCAGACCCAGAUGCUCGAAGAUAUCUCACCAUUCAGAGACGAAAUAGAUCAUGUUGAUAGAGGUAAAGCUCUCUUGCAACACUUUCUCAAGGGUAAGAAAAUUCUCCUCCUGCUGGAUGAUAUUCAAAGUUCCGAGCAGCUAGAAGCUCUGGGGGGGAAUUUCACUGACUUAGGGGAAGGUAGUUGUUUGCUUAUUACAACGCAGAAUCAACAAAUUCUAAAAUUGGCCAAAGUUGACGAAACUCACGAGGCGAGGGGGCUUCCUCAAGAACAUGCUGUAAUCACAUAA